Molecule: messenger RNA, 7086 nt
Organism: Oxyura jamaicensis (ruddy duck)
Lineage: Eukaryota; Metazoa; Chordata; Aves; Anseriformes; Anatidae
Gene: ADAMTS10
Product: ADAM metallopeptidase with thrombospondin type 1 motif 10
Exons: 26
Coding region: 2062-5391 (1109 amino acids)
Biological process (GO): proteolysis; extracellular matrix organization
Cellular component (GO): extracellular matrix
Molecular function (GO): metalloendopeptidase activity
Source: RefSeq, a predicted model, not a curated record
UGAGGCCUUGGCUUGGAAGAUGUGUGCGGCUCUGAGGUGACUCCAUCACCCCUUCAGAGGCAGGCCCAAGCUGGAGCUCAGUUAAGAUAAAUUUUUGAGCUGAGGACUUGACGUGGCCUGGUCAGAGGACAAGAUCUGUAGGGCUAUACUGUUCUCAGGUACAGUCCUGUGGAGGCUUUUGCUCCAGGCACACACACAGGAUCUGGUUUGCCCUUGUGUGCUAGGAGGCUCUAGUGCUGUGUUUAGCAUCCAGGAGGGACUGCAGCCCCGGGUGAGGAGACCACCCGCCUGGAAGAGGGAGAGGGGCAGGUAACACAGAGCCAGGAAGAUGGGUGUUUGCAGCCUCAGUCCCUCUUAAUUACACACCAAGUGUAUUUGGAGACAAGCCUCAGCAGACAGAAAGCCCCUAGGAUGGCACCGGGCCAUGCUUUGAGCAAUUAGUUUUUCCUUGGCCAGAGGCGGCACCAUUCAAUUAAACCCCAAAUAUUUUGUUUAGCUGCUCUUUUUUGUACAUGCUGUGGGGCUCAGACAAUGGCUAGUACAGCCUGUGGAGGAAGGAAACCACUCUUUCCACCCAACCAGGGAAGUGGCCAAAAAUCCAGCCCAACAAUUGUAGUCCCUUUGAAGUCCAUUUUCAAGCAGAGAGAGCCAGGCCCUUCCAGCAUGAGCAGCUGUGAUGAGAAGUGGCCCUUGCUCCUGUUCUGCGGUGCUCUGGCUGCAGGGGAAGGAGCUCGUGGUGGCCACCAUCCGAGGCAGGAUCCUGGGGCAGGUAGAUGUCGGAUUCCAGUUCCUGCAGACGCACUUCUGGCUUGUGGCCACAUGUUCCUUGAGGGUGAAGGAAGGUGCUGGAGCACUGCUUCCUCCAGGACAUCUCCUGCUCAGAUCGUGCUGCUGCUCUGUCCCAGAAGCAGAUUUCAGAGGGCUUCAGCCAGUGGAAGAAAAUGCAUUAUGUCUGUGAAAUGUGAGGAUACAGCCUCUGCCUCUGGUUCAGCCCUGCACUUGCUGAUAGCAGACAGUAUGGAAGGAUAUACUGCAAAAAAGGACUGAUGGCUUCUUUUUUUCUUAAUCCUUUUGCUCAAGCAUCCUGUGACCAGUAUCGCGGCACGGGGCUGGCCAGGCCUUGGGUCUGACUCUGGCUUUUCCUGUCUUCUGUUCCCAUCUAAUGGCUGUGUGCUCACUGGCCUCCCCUGGGUCAGCCUGGGUGGCACCCAGCACCCUCCCCAUGAGCUGUGGCUGCAGAGGUCUGCCCUUAGGGCCAGAUCCUGUGGCUUUGGCUCUGUACACAUGUAGAGUUGGCUUAUACCUUCUCCUGCUACUUUUCCACCCUCUUGCCUUUCAUGCAAAUCCUCUCAUGCCAAAAGGCUCGCCAGGGAGGGUUUGGGGGUUUGUCUGACCCAGAGAGGGGCUCAGGUUGGGGCUCUGCUGUCUGAUGCUGCAGUCCUUCCCGUGUCCUUCUCAGGGCCCUUCUCUAUCCAGAAAGAAGCAGGGCAAUUGGGAAGGGGUGAUUUUUAUAUUUGCAGGCUGGCCAGCCCCUAUACAUGCUGCCUCCGAGCCUCUCUCUUAUUGCUGCUCACUUCCUGAAAGGAGACUUUUUAGCAUAGCCUCUAGGUCCAGCGCUGCCUGGGUCUGACAGAAGAAGGUUAUUGAGGAAGGCAACGUAAACCCUCAGCCUGGAAACUUUCUGACACCCGCAGGACUGAGGGGGAGAGAAAAGCCUUUGGCUGCUGCUGGGGAAAAGAAGAAGAAAAAAAGAGAAGCUCAAAGAAUUAAAACAGGAAAAAGAAGAAAGAAGGGAAAACGCUAGAAAAGGGGGCAAUGCCACCGAGAACCUUUGAUUUCAAUUAGCCCAUGUUGACACCAUUGCACCAGCCCGGGCACAGCGUGCUGCAAAGACACCGUCAGCCUCACUGCUUUGGAGAGCACGCGGAGUGGCUGAGGAUGCAUGUGGAGGAACUGAGGACUCCUGUCUCUACAUAAGCGGUGGCUGAGAGAGAGACAUGUUGGGACAGCGCCCUUCCAGCUGGCACAAUAGUCCCUGCACUGAGACAAGCGUCGCUAACUAUGGCAAUCGCUUGGAGGCUUCUCAUGUGGACAGUCAUCUUCACCGCAGCCCUCUGCAACUUUCUGGGUUACACGUUCCAGUCGCAAGAGGAGUUCCUCUCCAGCCUCGAUCACUAUGAAAUUGCAUUCCCCGUUCAAGUGGACCAAAACGGGGACUUCCUCACCUUUGACAUGAGGAGCCAGCUGAAGCAACGCCCUCGGCGCAGUCUGGGCUCCUUGCCCUACGAGCCACCUGAGCAGCAGGUUUUCUAUAAAGUCUCUGCCCAUCGAACCCAGUUCCUUCUCAACCUGACACUGCACUCCAACCUGCUGGCUGAGCACUUCACUGUCGAAUACUGGAAGAGAGAUGGUGUGGACUGGCAACAUGAUUUCCACGAGGAUUGCCACUAUGCGGGCCACCUGCAGGAUCAGUACCUGAACUCAAAGGUUGCCAUCAGCAACUGCAACGGACUGCAUGGGGUGAUAGUCGCAGAUGAGGAGGAAUAUUUCAUUGAACCGCUGAGCCCAGGAGCCAACAUCAGCGCAGGGAAUGAGGGCAAAGGCAGCCCCCACGUUGUGUACAAGCGAUCGUCUCUCCAGUACCCACACAUGGAUGCAGCCUGCGGCGUGCUAGAUGAGAAGCCCUGGAAAGGGAGGCACUGGUGGCUGCGGACACUGAAGCCCUCCCCGCUGAAGCCAUCAGGCAACCACAGCCAGCGAGGCCAGCUGCCCCUGAAGAGAUCCGUCAGCACGGAGCGCUACGUGGAGACCCUAGUGGUGGCUGACAAAAUGAUGGUGGGGUAUCACGGCCGGCGGGACAUAGAGCAGUACAUCCUGGCCAUCAUGAAUAUUGUUGCCAAACUUUUCCAGGACUCAAGUCUGGGCAAUAUUGUCAAUAUCCUGGUGACCCGGCUGAUUCUCCUCACUGAGGAUCAGCCCACACUGGAGAUUAACCACCAUGCUGGGAAAUCCCUGGACAGCUUCUGCAAGUGGCAGAAAUCCAUUGUGAACAGGAAUGGCAACGGGAAUGCUAUCCCCGAGAAUGGCAUAGCCAACCACGACACCGCAGUGCUGAUCACCAGAUACGACAUUUGCAUCUACAAGAAUAAGCCCUGCGGCACCCUGGGCCUGGCCCCUGUGGGUGGGAUGUGUGAACGAGAACGAAGCUGCAGCAUCAAUGAGGACAUUGGCCUGGCCACAGCCUUCACCAUUGCCCAUGAGAUUGGCCACACGUUUGGCAUGAAUCAUGAUGGGGUCGGCAACAGCUGUGGCUCCCGUGGGCAAGAAACAGCCAAACUGAUGGCUGCUCACAUCACCAUGAAGACCAACCCAUUUGUAUGGUCUACGUGCAGCCGGGAUUAUAUCACCAGCUUCCUGGACUCUGGGAUGGGAUUAUGCCUGAACAACGCUCCUCCCAAGCAAGACUUUAUCUACCCAACAGUGGCUCCAGGACAGGCCUAUGAUGCAGAUGAGCAGUGCCGUUUCCAGUACGGAGUUAAAUCUCGCCAGUGUAAAUACGGGGAAGUCUGCAGUGAGCUAUGGUGUCUGAGUAAAAGCAACCGCUGCAUAACCAACAGCAUCCCUGCUGCAGAGGGGACCAUAUGCCAAACCAACACCAUUGAAAAGGGGUGGUGCUACAAGAGGGAAUGUGUGCCCUUUGGCACCCGACCACAAGGCGUGGACGGUGCCUGGGGAGCCUGGUCAUCCUGGGGAGAGUGCAGCAGGACGUGUGGUGGAGGCGUAUCAUCAUCCAUUCGCCACUGCGACAGCCCACGGCCCACAAUAGGAGGGAAGUACUGCCUGGGAGAGCGGAAGCGCUACCGGUCCUGUAACACCGACGACUGCCCGCUGGGCUCCCAGGACUUCCGAGAGCUGCAGUGUGCUGAGUUUGAUAAUGUCCCUUUCCGAGGGAAAUACUACACCUGGAAGACAUACCGAGGAGGGGGUGUGAAAGCCUGUUCCCUCAACUGCUUGGCUGAGGGCUUCAACUUCUACACGGAGAGAGCCGCAGCUGUGGUGGAUGGGACGCCGUGCCGGCAGGACUCCAACGACAUCUGUGUCAAUGGGGAGUGCAAGCAUGUGGGCUGUGACCGUGUCCUGGGCUCUGAUGUGAAGGAGGACAAGUGCCGUGUGUGCGGGGGAGACGGCAGUUCCUGCGAGACUGUCGAGGGCGUCUUCAACCAGUCCCUGCCGGAGGGAGGGUAUGAGGAGGUGAUCCAGAUUCCCAAGGGUUCCGUCCACAUUGACAUCCGGGAGCUGAACCUCUCCAUCAACUACCUAGCGCUGAGAGGGGAGAGCGGUGAGUACUACAUCAAUGGGAAGCUCUCCAUCGACCCGCCACGACGCUUCGACAUCGCAGGCACCACAUUCCACUACAGGAGGUCCCCAGACGAGCCUGAGUCCCUGGAGGCCUUGGGACCCACCAAUGUCACCCUCUUUGUCAUGGUCCUCGUGCGGACAGAGCUGCAGGGGAUCCGGUACAAGUUCAACGCACCCAUCAGCAGGGAUGCCUCCAACCAGUACUCCUGGCACUAUACCCCAUGGACCAAAUGCUCAGUGCUGUGUGCAGGAGGCAGCCAGAUCCAGUCCGUCAUAUGCAGGAAACUCUCCGAUAGCUCAACUGUCUCCAACCAUUUCUGCAGCUCUGAAACCAAAAUGCCAGAGCGGCAGAGGCCAUGCAACACCGAGCCAUGCCCCCCGGCCUGGGUGAUUGGGAACUGGUCUGAAUGUAGCCGAAGCUGCAACGAGGGUGUCCGCACGCGCAGUGUCUUCUGCAAGCGUAAGAUCUCUCCCACUGAGGAGAAGACCUUGGAUGAUGCCUCCUGCACCCAGCCAAGGCCAAAGAUGCUUGAGCCUUGCAAUAACCAGACGUGCCCUCCAGAGUGGGUUGCCCUGGACUGGUCUGAGUGCACCCCCAGCUGCGGGCCAGGUUUCCGCCACCGCAUCGUGCUUUGCAAGAGCGGCGACCACAGCACAACACUGCCCACCUCCCAGUGUCCUGAGGGCUCCAAGCCCCCCACCAGCAUGAGGUGCAACCUGCGGCGCUGCCCACCCCCACGCUGGGUGACUGGCGAGUGGGGAGAGUGCUCUGCGCAGUGCGGCCUUGGCCAGCAGAGGCGAUCCGUCCAGUGCCUGGCUCACACGGGGCAGCCGUCUGGUGACUGCCUGGAAACCCUGCAGCCUCCUGGCAUGCAGCAGUGCGAGACCAAGUGCGAGUCAGGACCCACGGACAACCCUGAAGAGUGCAAGGAUGUGAACAAGGUGGCCUACUGCCCGCUUGUCCUGAAGUUCAAGUUCUGCAGCCGGACGUACUUCCGACAGAUGUGCUGUAAAACAUGCCAGGGGCACUAGGAACGUGGUGACCCUGUGGGAAAACUGGAAGGCAAGAGCUGCGCCGAAGGGCCGCCGAGCCGGGCUCUUCCUCUCACCCUGGGAACCUUCCCUGGGUCCAACACAGACACUGGUCGUGCUUCCGGUGGGAGCCGGCAUCACCCCACCUGUCCCCCAAAGACACGCACCCUUCGCCCCUGAGCAUCCCAAUGGCAGAUCCCAGUUAAACCACUGCUGGCUACUGCAGAGACCAUGGCCAAGCACUAGAGGAGCCGGUCACCAUGGUGGGAGAGGGAGAAGCUGGGCAGAGCGCGGCAGCAAGGACAUUACUUGAAAUUCUGAUACUGUUAUUUAUUUAGUAGCGGACCCAGGUCCUGCAGGCGCCAAGGCGGUACCACUCGCCCUGCUCCUGCCUCAUCCUACUCUGCUUCACGUCCCAAGGGCAGCGCGAGCCAUCCCUGGGUGCCGCUGCCUUUCCCAGAGGAGACAGAGAGGAGUUUUCAGGUGCCAUGGGUGAUGUGAUGAGCGUGGUUUGUAGCCAUCAGCUUCUGGGUGAAGGACGAAGACAAGCUGCCAUGGGGAGUGGGGUGGGAGCAUGGAUAUUUGCUUCAUUUGCAUCCUGUCACCUUGGGACCUGCAGCAGGUGAUGGAGAACAGGUCACUCAGUGAGUAGAGCGGUGACACCAGUUUAACUGGGAGAGGGAGUCACUCAAACUCCCUUCACAUCCUACUUUGACUGGGGCGUCCCCGUAUUUUUCCUAAAAGGCCCUUAUCACUAUUAUGACUGUUUUUCCUUUUGAAGACACCUCAAAGUGUGAGCUGAGGUCAGGGCUGAGGCAUGCUUGGGGUCACACAGUCAACAGGGUGUUGAGGCUGUGCUGGGCUGCAGGAAGCAAAGCCAGGGAAGAUGCUAGAGAACUGUCCUGGUCACAGCAUCCCCACUGCCAAGCCAUAAAUUGGGAGCAGUCUGUGCCCAGUCCUGGCUGGGCCCUCCCCAGGGAAUGCCACGGCCUCCCAAGGGUGCUCUGCCUCUAAGGGUGUUCUGUCCUCUAUGGUGCUUUGCCUCCAAGGGUGCUCUGCCUCCAAAGGCAGCCUCACUGCGUGCAGCUGUGGCCUCAGGGUACCAGUUCCAGUGCCAUGCCAUUGCCCCCAGGAGACCUCCAGUAAUGGGAAAAGAGCAGGCUUGACAUUCCUCCAGGUCACCUUCUGGCCUGAUCUGGGCCAACACACAUCUCCAAUGGGCCACUGCAGCCUGCCAGAGGAGACCUGAAUUUGCAACGUACUAAGUAUGUGCUUAUUGUUACUCUUACUAUUUUGGGGCCUUUCUGCAUCACAAAGAGGAGAAACCUUGUCCCAGGCCAGGUUCUGUUCCCUUUGGGGGUCAUCCUCAGGGUGCAGGGUCAAGAUCAGCCCUCUUUCCCCAGAGCAAGCCUCUCCACCCUGCCAGCCCUGAUGUGUUACUCUACCGUCUGUAUUUUACCCGCUCAUCAGCCGAUUGCAGCUUCUCUGGUGCUCAGCAAAUCCCCUUUGGCUGGCAAGCGGGCAUUAAUUUGUCUUCCUUCCCAGUGCAAUGCUCCAUUCUGACAUUUUGGGAGGGGGUGUUUUCACCUUUUUAUAUAGAUAUAUAUAAUGAAAAAUGUUUAAAAUACUAACUCUAAGGAGGAGCGACGUAACGGCAUGAUUUAUAAUAAAGGAGUAGCUACAAUCCCAGGCGCA